Molecule: messenger RNA, 2571 nt
Organism: Klebsormidium nitens
Lineage: Eukaryota; Viridiplantae; Streptophyta; Klebsormidiophyceae; Klebsormidiales; Klebsormidiaceae
Source: the annotation of a GenBank genome assembly
AUGAGCGGAUCUGGAGGCUCCGGCAGAGGAUUCGGCUGGGGCGGCAAGAGAAGGGCCGACGAUCGGGACAGAGAUGAUCGUGAGGACCGCGACCGUCAGGCCCCAGGAAAUCGGGCAAGUCGUAGGGCCACGGAGCAAGGCGUCACAGCCACCGACCCGGCGCAAACCCCGCCACGUGGCUCGGAGGAAAACGCAGAAGCGGUCGCGCCACGAAGUGGCGAACUGCCGGCUCGAAACGGAGCGGCCCCGAAGGGCGAGAACAAAACGCUCCCCCAAAGCGAGCAGGGCGGAGCAAAAGUCGACAGCCCUGGAAAGAAAUCUGAGGGGCCCCCAGACGCCUUCGAGCGUGACCAAAACGUGACGCAGGCAGAAAACCCGAGCGGGUUGCCCAAAGCGCCUCAUAACGCCACGGAGCUGGCGGGUAGCGGGCCCGACAAAGAGCUCGAGGAGCUGCAGCCAGACACAGCCACAGAUCCGCUUGCAGAAGGCGUGUCCGUGGCGCUCGACGCCUGCACACACGCUUUCUUUGCCGGGAUCAAAGCACCAGGCCCGGCGGGGGGAUCAGAAAUGUCCGCCGAAAUGAAAGGGGAGUUGGAAACCUGGGUGAGGAACGUCGGAGACCACACGUCCGACCCGGAGAAGUUUGUGGCCGGCAGCUUUGGGCGGCACCUCCCGGCCUGGCAAGAGUUGCUGAAAGACUCCAAACGGGAGUCCUCGAAACGGGUCCUUAAGAUGCUCGCUGCGGGAAUAAAACCUCAGUUUGUGGGCACCGAAGAAGCGGAGCCCAAGAAACGCGAGCAAGUUAGGGCGAUGCUCGCCCGCACCGUCAAACCCCUCGAAGUGGACGACUUGCUUCACGGACAAGUUCCCCAUCAGGUCGAAUUCCGGAACCACCAGUCCUUUUACGACAACGCCCCGUUCGCAGUGGGGGAAGCAGUCAAGAUGGUCCAAAACGGUACCCUGCACGUGUACGGCCCGGGAGACGGCAAGCCUAAGGUGGUCAACCCACUCGGAGUGGUUAACCUCCCCAAGGGGCGGCUGGUGGUAAACGCCCGCUACGUCAACCUGUUUUCGAAGAAGCACGCUUUCAAGUACGAGACGCUGCGCGAGGUCCUCACGUUUCUGACGCAGGCCUCCUUCUUCACGACCUGGGACUUCAAGGCCGGGUACUACCACGUCCUGAUUAACCCGGCCUACCGCAAGUACUUCGGGAUCAAGAUCGGAGAAGUCUACAUGCACUACAACGCGAUGUGCUUCGGGUGGUCGGCAGCUUGCUUCCUCUACACUCUCCUCACCCAGGAGCUGAGUAAGGAGAUCCGAUUGCGAGCGGUGCCCGUCUCGAGCUACCUCGACGACGGGCUCACAGGGGACAUCGACUUCUACCGCUGUCUGUGGGCGACGAUCUUCAUCAUCAAGCUUCUGACGCUGUGCGGAGCGGUCCUCAGCAUCCCCAAGUGCAACCUCUGGCCGCAACAAGAGGGGCCUUGGCUGGGGUUUAUCAUCGAGACGGUAGCCCAGCGCUUCGCCGUAGCCCCUGCAAAGAUGGAGAAGCUGCGGGCGGCGCUAAGGGGUUUGGCAGAGAGCGCUGACGUCACGCCCCGGGAGCUGGCCAAGGUGGCGGGGAAGGUGAUUUCCGUCAGCCCGGCAGUGCUGCCGGCGUCCCUCUAUAGCCGGCCGUUCUUCGCAGCAAUCCAAGGGAAGCUGACGUGGGAUGACGUCUUCUCAACGCCCCAGGCAGCGAAGCGGACAACGGAGUUGUUCUUGCAGCGGCUGCCGGAAUGGAACGGCAGGCGCUGGUUCCCGCGCUGCAUAACGGCGGAGGCUGGUUCGGACGCGUCGGAAACCGGCUUUGGAGGCACCAUUCAGAUCCCCGGGGGCGAGAAGCUCUCGGUUGUCGGGACCCUCUCGGAGGACGAGAGGAAAAUGUCCAGCACGGCAAGGGAAACGGUGGCGUUCCUGCGGGUGCUGACGGAAGCACACGAGCGAGCGGGGGAGGUGCUGCGGGGAGCCGCGGUGCUGCUGAAGGGAGACAACCAAGGGGCGGUCAGGGCGGUGAACGCCAUGAAUAGCCGCGCCCCCGACGUCAACGCCGCGCUCAGACAGCUGUUUGAGCUGUGCGUGGGGGGGGACUUCGACGUAGUACGCAGAAUCAAGGGGGAAUUCGGCGUGGAGCCAGCGCUGGACCUGUUUGCGUCGGACACGUGGCACCUGUCCGAUCGGUUCUUCAGCCAGCACAUCACUCCCGGCUGCAUCGCAGCAGAUGCGCUGCGGGUCGACUGGCGGGACGUGCUGGCACCCGGAGAGAUAGCCUGGAUUUUUCCACCAGUGAGACUCCUUAGCGAAGUCGUGACGGCAAUCCAGCGCUUCGAAACCAGCUGCGUGGUCAUAGUCCCAGAGGCGCCGGCAACCAACUGGUGGCUGGCGCUGAGCGGCAUCAACAAGCGAGCAUCAGUGAGGGGACCGGUGAUCCUGCCACACAGCACGGACACAUGCACGCCUAGUCAUCGGGUCCCCAAAGGGACGGCCAAUCCAGCGCUGUAUAAGUUGCAGGCGUUCCUGAUAACAUGGUAG